This is a messenger RNA of Sitophilus oryzae (rice weevil), 1847 nucleotides long. RefSeq names its product protein ABHD13 (gene Bem46). Gene Ontology annotation, cellular component: membrane. The record is from RefSeq and is a predicted model, not a curated record. The transcript is spliced from 6 exons. NCBI's taxonomy places the organism in Eukaryota, Metazoa, Arthropoda, Insecta, Coleoptera, Curculionidae. Gene Ontology annotation, molecular function: palmitoyl-(protein) hydrolase activity. The coding region runs from base 170 to 1231 and encodes 353 amino acids.
UUUCUUCUCUUAUCUAUGGUUUAUUAUUUAUAUGUGUGACUUGUGUAAGCAGUUUACAGUCAAAAAUGUACGUAAUUAUUUAAAAAUGUCUUGAUACAGUGCUAAUUAUACUUAUUUCAUUGAUAUAAAUUUUAUCUCCGUACUAUUUCAAAAGAAAGUUAAUAAACCAAUGAUGGGAGGUUAUGUACCCCUUUCUCAAUUGGGUGCUGUAUUGUUACGAAUGGUUUUAAAAGUUUGGGCAUAUUCUGGAUUAGUUCUAGUAGUUUGUUUUUUACUCUAUUACAUGUAUGGUGGAAUAUUUGCAAUAUCAUUAUUAAUUUUCGCUGUUACAGGUAUUUUAUACCAAGUUCAAGAUAAUCUUCUUUACUCUCCGGAAUUGCCAAGUCACUCUAGGGUCUAUAUCCCAAUACCAUCCAUGUUUGGCCUUCCAUUUGAAAGUAUUAAUCAUAAAUGCCCAGAUGGUACUACAAUACAUAUGUACUUUAUUCAUCAGCCUAAAGAAAGACAAAGAUUAGCACCGACAUUAGUCUUUUUCCAUGGAAAUGCUGGUAACAUGGGUCACAGGUUGCAAAACUGUGCAGGACUGUAUCAUAAUUUACAUUGUAAUAUUUUGUUAAUUGAGUACAGAGGCUAUGGUUUGUCAGAAGGUCAUCCAUCUGAAGAGGGCCUUUAUAUAGAUGCAAAAGCAAGUCUUGACUAUUUAUUUUCAAGGAAUGAUGUAAAUCAUUCUGAAAUUGUAGUUUUUGGAAGAUCCUUAGGAGGUGCUGUGGCAAUAGAUUUAGCAAUUAGAGAAAACUACAGUAAUAGGAUUUGGUGUUUAGUAGUUGAAAAUACAUUUACCAGUAUACCUGAUAUGGCAAGAGUUUUGUUAGGAUGGAAAAUAUUACAAUAUUUUCCAAUAUUUUUUUACAAAAAUAAAUAUUUAUCUUAUCAAAAAGUAAAACAAAUAAGAAUUCCCACAUUAUUCAUCUCCGGCCUAUCAGAUAGUUUAGUCCCACCAAAAAUGAUGCAAGAAUUAUAUGAAAGAUGUAACAGCAUAAGAAAGCAGCUCUUUCAGUUACCAGCAGGCACGCAUAACGAAACAUGGCAGCUGCCCGGAUAUUAUCAUGCCAUUGCUCUGUUUUUACAAAACUGUAGGAUAUCUGCAUUGAUGAGACAAGCCAGCAUCGAUAUGGAUACAAAAUCGGACAGCGGUUACAGCAGCUUAUGGAAUGGCGUGCAGGAUAUCUAACAGAGAGAGAAUGUUUGACUGAGUUCUUUUACACUAUCGAUAAAAUCGAAGUAGGUUUUUUGGUGAUACUUUUAAAACUAAUUAGUUUUAGUUUAAUUAAAUAUAUCAGCCCUUCUUUCUAUAAGUUAUUUUUGUGAUAUAAUUAGACGAUCAAAUUUUUUUAAUGCCUGCGUAGAGCUAUGAAAUUAAGGACUUUUGUCUCUUGUUUUUUUCUCGCAAAGCUUUAAUUUUCCAGACCGUAGGUUAAGUGUGCGAACACAGUGCAAGCAGGUUUGCCGCUUACCGGUAGUCGGCGCCAGUCUGGGUACCUAUUCUUGACAUCGUUCGGAACUUUGCGUAUACGCAUCACGUGUAUUGUUAUAAACAGGGUAUCCCAGAAAUAAGUGCAAGUAUUUUAAGGGGUGGUCGAUAAAAGAAACAUAUUUUCUCUUUAUCGUUUUUCAAAUAAGUCCAAAAUAACAGAGUUAUUUUACUUUGAAAAUUUCCAAAAAAAAGAUGAUUUUUUGCUAAAAUUUUGAGAACCACUGGAUCUUUUCUGGAUUUUCUUUCUUGUAAAUUUAAUCUACUACCUAUGUUGCCAUAUUAUCAAGAAAUUAUAUUUUUUUAAAUGAAAACU